GAGCCCGACUCUCAGAGAGAGAGAGAGAGAGAGAGGGAAGCAGAGGAGCGAAAAAUUUUUACGUAGACGACAUUCUCGAAGCCCUAAUUAGGCGCCGCUUCCUUCUUCUCAUCUUGGUCGAGCUUGUUUUUGCUCUGAUUUUUAUAAGGAGGGUUUAGGGCUUCAGUUUGCUCUAGUUGGUGAAUCUUGUUCUCGUUGUUUUGGGAGUAUUUCGAAGGAUUUGUUGGGGGUUUUGAUAACGAAGAUGAGGCCAAUUCUGAUGAAGGGCCACGAGAGGCCUCUUACUUUUCUCAAGUACAACAGAGACGGGGAUCUCCUCUUCUCCUGCGCCAAGGAUCAUACACCUACCGUCUGGUUCGCGGACAACGGCGAGCGACUCGGUACAUACAGAGGCCACAAUGGUGCCGUUUGGUGUUGCGACGUCUCCCGGGAUUCCAAGCGCCUGAUCACAGGAAGUGCAGAUCAGACUGCAAAGUUAUGGGAUGUUGAGACUGGGACACAGCUUUAUUCCUUUGGUUUUGAAGCACCGGCUAGAGCUGUUGAGUUUUCAGAAGGAAAUAAGCUUGCUGUGAUCACUGCGGACCCAUUCAUGGAACUACCUUCUUCCAUUCAUGUGAAACGGAUUGCAAGAGAUCCUAGUGAGCAGACUGGGGAAUCAGUGCUUAUCAUCAGGGGACCCCAAGGAAGGAUUAACAGAGCUGUGUGGGGGCCCCUUAACAGAACUUUAAUCAGUGCAGGAGAAGAUGCUGUAGUUCGUAUAUGGGAUUCUGAGACUGGGAAGCUGCUGAGAGAAUCAGACAAGGAAACUGGCCACCAGAAAACAAUAACUUCAUUGUCAAAGUCCUCUGAUGGGUCUCACUUCAUCACCGGUUCACAGGAUAAAUCUGCAAAGCUUUGGGACAUGAGAACUCUCACACUUCUGAAGACAUAUGUGACUGAGCGACCAGUCAACGCUUGCGCAAUUUCACCACUCCUUGAUCAUGUGGUGAUUGGUGGUGGUCAGGAAGCAUCACACGUCACAACCACAGAUCGUCGUGCAGGGAAGUUUGAGGCUAAAUUCUUCCACAAGAUUCUUCAAGAAGAAAUUGGUGGUGUUAAGGGACAUUUUGGACCGAUCAAUGCUCUGGCUUUCAAUCCUGACGGACGGAGCUUCACGAGUGGCGGUGAAGAUGGUUACGUAAGACUGCAUCACUUUGAUCCUGAUUACUUCAAUAUCAAGAUGUAGUUUCGGGCCAUCAGAUUGCAGUUUUGUAGCCUCUCUUUGUAUUUUGGUCCUUUCCUUGGUCAGUUCCUUUCGGUGUUUAUGUAUCUGAUUUCUCUUGCUUUCUCUGCAAUCAAGUAUGAGAUAACGGCUAUUUCCCAUGAAACUGCACAAAAUAACUGAACAUGUCCGCGAUAUUUUGUUUUGUUUUGCCUUUUCUUUUUUCUGUUUUCACAUAUCUUGGUACAAUUUCUACCUGGGAAAUGAAAGUCUUACCUGUUA
This is a messenger RNA of Nymphaea colorata (pocket water lily), 1483 nucleotides long. RefSeq names its product eukaryotic translation initiation factor 3 subunit I-like. The record is from RefSeq and is a predicted model, not a curated record. Gene Ontology annotation, cellular component: eukaryotic translation initiation factor 3 complex, eIF3m; cytoplasm. The transcript is spliced from 8 exons. Gene Ontology annotation, molecular function: translation initiation factor activity; RNA binding; protein binding. NCBI's taxonomy places the organism in Eukaryota, Viridiplantae, Streptophyta, Magnoliopsida, Nymphaeales, Nymphaeaceae. The coding region runs from base 245 to 1225 and encodes 326 amino acids. Gene Ontology annotation, biological process: cytoplasmic translational initiation.